GUACGAAAGAGGCCGUUGCCCUCGCCAGUUCUGUAAUUUCGCCCAUGGCACCGCCGAGCUUCGCCGCUCCUUUAAUGAUUGCAAAUAUAAUUUGUGCUUUAGGACCCUGCGUGCUUAAACCGAAUUCUCUGGUUGGAUAUUUUCACCUCUCAAUGGAAAUGAAGGAACUUCGCAGAAAGCUACUGUUGGUUAUUAAUCAUUACCAGUUCACUGACUUAGUAUAUCUUAUCAGAGUGGAUUAUGCUGGUUGGUUCAUCUUUAUGCUGAUUUUGGUGCUGUUUACUCGGCUUCUUGAUUUAUCCUAAUCUAUCUUGAAACAGAUGUAUAAUAAGGGGAUCAGAAAUAGUUUCCGUGGUAUUUCUGCGUGUUAUUUUCUUUAUCUGAUUCUGUAUGAAUCACACUGCAAAGGGCCAUCCAAAUGCACCAUCCCACUUUAUCUGCAGUUUGUAACUUUGUAUAUUCUUCGAGAACGUGGUAUUUUCUUCAUGUGAUAUUUCUCCGUGAAAGAUACUGGGAAGGGGUCUCUUGCUUUCUUGGCUGGGAACUGUAGAACAUCGAUGCCAAUAUAUUGCAUAUGGAAGGAUUUAGUUUUUUAUUUCAUACAGACACGAGAAGAAAUGUGCACCAUGGCUUUGUAUUCUUAUCACACAAGGGCGGAGGAUGUCUAUCUUUUUGAGUUGCUUCCAUGAUUCUCGAAGGAUUUUCUUUCUAUAAAAGCUCAUGAUAUAUCUUUAUCUAUCUUUAUACGAAGAGCCAUUAGUUCUAUGGCUCAUAUGGAAUCUGCGAGAAGACAUUAAAACUGUUCAUAAUUAUGUUACUCACUUGUUCCUUGUAACGGAAGAGAGGAGUAUCGGGAGGGUAGAGACUUGAGAGAAAGGCUUGACCGAAUGCGUUCUCCAUUGGACAACUCACCAGGUCGAGGAGAUGCCAAAGCAAGGCACUCUUCUCGUGGAGACAGUCCUCGCUCUGUUGGGAAGAGGAUUGAAAGAAAUCACAGAAAGAGAAGGCAGUUGGAUGGGCAUAAUAAUGACUAUUCUGGUAGAAUGUCAGAUGGGACUGAAGAUAAAAUCAAAGAUAGAAGACAUAUAUCAUCUGAUACCAAAGUCCGUGCUGAUGAGCAGCUGAGAGAACUUCACUCUGAAAUUAAGAUGCUGGAGAGUGAUAGGCGGCGGAUGGAGAUGUACCUGGAGGAUAAGGUUAAGCAAGCAGAUAAUUUCACUAUGAAAAUUCACGAGCUCGAGAUGCAACUUUCAAAAGAGAAAGAGGAGGGCAAAAGGCUUACUACAAAAAUUAAGAAGUUUGUUAAAGCACACAGUCGUCACUUGCGGUUACAAGAUGAACUGAAGAGAUCACAUGCUCAUUUUCAGAAGUUGGGCGAGCAGCUGGCUUCAGAUGCUGUCGGGCCAGGCAAUGAAGAAAUUAACACGAUGAGUGAUGACGUGGCUGGUGGUUAUGCUAGCCCAUUGAACGAGGGUCAAUUGAAUGCUGCCCCACCUAAGAAACGGUCACGAGUAUUCAUGGGAGCUCAUGAUUCAUCAAAUCAAGUUGGGAGAAGUAGAGUCGAUAAGCUCUCUCGGCACUCUGGAAAUCAUGAUAAGUUUAGUAAUAGCAAGAAACCUGAGGCAGAUGGUGAUGCCGCCACUGCCACUGCUGAUAAGUACAAGGUAUCUGAGGCAGGCCUUCCAAAACCACCAACUGGUAUAGCUGCUAAUGCAAUCGAUGAAGAUGUUGAAGUCGUCGAAACAGAUAAUAACAAGUUUCAGGUAGUCGGAGCCGAGACGGAAGUUGCACUGAGAACCACCCCCCGCUUACCAUUUCCGCCACCCCCACCGCCUCCCAUCCCUCAUAACGUAUAUUCCCAGUACAAAGGUGAUGACGAUGACGAGAAUGAAGAGACUGUGGAAGUUGAUAUUGUGUGAUAUUCAAUAUUUGUUCUUCUACAAGUUUUUUACACAGAUCAAAGUUUUGUAAUAACAACAGUUUGAGGGUGGAUUGCCUAAAUAGAUGAAGGGUUCUUUAUGUAUAUUGUAUUAGGUGGAUUACAAUUUUAUCCUCUUGGUUUAAUUUUUAAUUUUAUUUUUAAUAGAUAUCUCUUUUGGGAA
Molecule: messenger RNA, 2102 nt
Organism: Erythranthe guttata (spotted monkey flower)
Lineage: Eukaryota; Viridiplantae; Streptophyta; Magnoliopsida; Lamiales; Phrymaceae
Product: Zinc finger C-x8-C-x5-C-x3-H type family protein
Molecular function (GO): metal ion binding
Source: RefSeq, a predicted model, not a curated record